CGGGGCGCCCCUCAUGCAUAUUCAUGAGCGCGCGGCGGCCCCGGUAACGGCCGUCAUGGGCUCGGCGGAGGGGGACGUCGAGGCGCUGGCGCAGCGGCUCGCCGGGCUCCGCGGCCGCCGCGACUUCUCCAGGCGCCGCCGCGAGCGAAGCUACGCCAGCGCCGAGGAGGAAGAGGAGGAGGCGGAAGAGGACCGAGCGGACCCGGCCGAGAGCUCCCUGCUGAACAAGCUGCUGCGCACGUCGCUGGUGGAGCCCCGGCACCACGUGGAGGUCCUGCAGCGGGACCCCCGCUCGCCCCUCUUCUCCGCCAAGACCUUCGAGGAGCUGCGGCUGAAAAAAGAGCUCUUACGCGGCGUCUACGACAUGGGCUUCAACAGGCCUUCCAAAAUUCAGGAGACGGCGCUGCCCAUCAUGCUGGCGCAUCCGCCCCAAAACCUCAUCGCGCAGAGCCAGUCGGGGACGGGCAAGACGGCGGCUUUCGUCCUGGCCAUGCUGAGCAGGGUGGACGCCGCCGAGAGAUACCCGCAGUGCCUCUGCCUGGCCCCCACCUUCGAGCUGGCCCUGCAGAUCGGGCGCGUGGUGGAGAAGAUGGGGCGGUUCUGCGUCGACGUCCGCGUCACCUACGCCAUCCAGGGCAACAGGGUGGCUCCCGGCACCAGGCUGCAGGAGCAGAUCGUCAUCGGGACGCCCGGCACGGUGCUGGACUGGUGCUUCAAGCGCCACGUGCUCGACCCGAAGAACAUCAGAGUGUUCGUGCUGGACGAGGCCGACGUCAUGAUCGACAAGCAGGGCUUCUCCAGCCAGAGCAUUCGCAUCCAGAGGGUCCUGCCCAAGGGCUGCCAGAUGCUGCUCUUCUCGGCCACCUUCAAGACGUCGGUGUGGACGUUCGCGACGCAGCUCAUCCGCGCCCCCAUUGUCAUCAAGCUGCGCCAGGAGGAGCUGGCCCUCAGCGCCGUGCGGCAGUACUACCUGGUGUGCGAGGACCGCGUGGCCAAGUACCGGGCCCUGUGCAACAUCUACGGCAGCAUCACCAUCGGCCAGGCCAUCAUCUUCUGCCAGACGCGGAAGAUGGCGGAAUGGCUGUCGCUGGAGAUGACGGAGGACGGGCACCAGGUGGCCAUGCUGACGGCCGAGCUGACGGUGGAGCAGCGGGCCGACGUGAUCCAGAGGUUUCGCGACGGCAAGGAGAAGGUCCUCAUCACCACCAACGUCUGCGCCAGAGGGAUCGACGUGAAACAGGUGACGGUGGUGGUGAACUUCAACCUCCCGGUCACCCUGAAGCAGCAGCCCGAUUUCGAGACCUACCUGCACCGCAUCGGGCGCACGGGCCGCUUCGGCAAGAAGGGCAUCGCCUUCAACAUGGUCGAAAGCUGCAGCUUGUACCUCGUGCGCAUGAUCGAGGAGCAUUUCCAGACGGAGAUCAAGAGGCUGGACCCGGAGGACAUGGACGAGCUCGAGAAGAUCGACGCCUGACGAGCGGGGCCCUCGCUUCCCCGCUGCCGGUUUGGGGUUGAAAAGGGAGAUUUAAGGUGAAGUUUUGCAGUUGUUUUUCCCAAGUUUGUUAUUGUGCUGUUUUAGAAGGGGGGGAAAAAACCCUCAGACGCAGAAACUCUGGUUGUUUUCCGUGUUUUCGGAGGCUCCGAGAGCCGCCGCUUUGCCUGGCUUGAUGCAUCGCUCGGGACCGCGCAGGGCCCCAAAAUGGGGCCGCUCAUCCCCAAAAUCUAGGCCCACGCAGAGCCGAUACAAAUGAGUAUUUUCCCCGAGAAACCCGCCGCGGCCGGAAAACAUCAGCGCCCGAAAAGCGGGAGAGAGGAGUGAGGUAGGAGGAAGCAUCGCAUCCCGCUAGAUGGCAGCAGGAAUUUGGGAUGCAGCCGCCAUCCCGAAUCCCCACGGCGUCCCGGCGCCUCUCGUCGAGCCAAAAUCAUCGGUAAUAAACCGCAGUUAAUUCCCGAG
Dromaius novaehollandiae (emu) is the source of this 1954-nucleotide messenger RNA. It is a transcript of the gene DDX25, whose product is annotated as DEAD-box helicase 25. The transcript has 12 exons. Gene Ontology annotation, cellular component: cytoplasmic stress granule; nucleus. Bases 14 to 1474 code for a protein of 486 amino acids. Gene Ontology annotation, molecular function: ATP binding; RNA binding; RNA helicase activity. The record is from RefSeq and is a predicted model, not a curated record. Gene Ontology annotation, biological process: poly(A)+ mRNA export from nucleus. Lineage: Eukaryota; Metazoa; Chordata; Aves; Casuariiformes; Dromaiidae.